AAAUCAUCAAACAAGCCUAAUUUUGUGAAAUCCUAAAACAUUUUGAAAAACAGAACAAGGGUUAUUUAAAAGGGCCACAAAGUAACGUUGUCUCUCCUCCCUCAGUCUCUCUCCAUUACUGGGGUUCUGCUUCGCCGGGGGAAUCGCCGCCCACCCUCGAUUUACCGGAAUUUCAUCGCCGCUGCCGCUUCACAUUUCACUAUCUGACAAGUACCUGUUAGUUUAUUUAGUAGGUGAUGGACUCAGGAGGCAAUUCGCUUCCAUCUGGACCAGACGGAGUGAAACGUAAAGUUUCAUAUUUCUAUGAUCCAGAAGUUGGAAAUUAUUACUAUGGUCAAGGUCACCCUAUGAAGCCACAUCGCAUUCGUAUGACACAUGCUCUUUUGGCUCACUAUGGCUUGCUUCAACAUAUGCAAGUGCUCAAGCCUGUCCCUGCAAGAGAUAGAGAUCUUUGUAGGUUCCACGCCGAUGAUUAUGUAUCCUUCCUGAGGAGCAUUACCCCCGAAACGCAACAGGAUCAGUUGAGGCAGUUGAAGAGGUUUAAUGUUGGUGAAGAUUGUCCUGUAUUUGACGGCCUGUACUCAUUUUGUCAGACUUAUGCUGGAGGUUCAGUUGGUGGUGCUGUGAAAUUGAACCAUGGGCUUUGCGAUAUUGCAAUUAAUUGGGCUGGCGGCUUGCACCAUGCGAAAAAGUGUGAGGCAUCUGGUUUCUGCUAUGUGAAUGAUAUUGUUUUGGCAAUUUUGGAGCUUCUGAAAGUGCAUGAGCGUGUAUUGUAUGUGGACAUUGAUAUACACCACGGCGAUGGUGUAGAAGAGGCUUUUUAUACUACAGAUAGGGUCAUGACAGUGUCUUUUCACAAAUUUGGGGAUUAUUUUCCUGGUACAGGAGAUAUUCGUGAUAUUGGGUAUGGAAAGGGGAAGUAUUAUUCUCUCAAUGUGCCUCUAGAUGAUGGCAUUGAUGAUGAGAGCUACCAAUCAUUGUUUAGGCCCAUUAUGGGAAAAGUAAUGGAGAUUUUCAAACCUGGGGCUGUUGUCCUGCAAUGUGGUGCUGAUUCUUUGUCUGGUGAUAGAUUGGGUUGUUUUAACCUCUCCAUUAGGGGUCAUGCAGAGUGCGUCAAAUACAUGAGAUCUUUCAACGUCCCGGUACUGUUGGUGGGUGGAGGGGGCUAUACUAUAAGAAAUGUAGCUCGUUGCUGGUGUUAUGAGACUGGGGUUGCCCUUGGGAUUGAACUUGAUGAUAAGAUGCCACAACAUGAGUACUAUGAGUAUUUUGGUCCAGACUAUACUCUCCAUGUUGCUCCAAGUAAUAUGGAAAACAAGAACACACGGCCCAUAUUAGAUGAUAUUAGAGUAAAGCUCCUUGAAUACCUCUCAACCCUCCAACAUGCACCAAGUGUUCCAUUCCAGGAGCGUCCUCCUGAUACUGAGUUCCAUGAGGAAGAUGAAGAUCAGCAAGAUCCAGAUCAAAGAUGGGAUCCAGAUUCUGAUAUGGAGGUUGAUGAUAAUCGUCCUAUAUCAAUUCGAAGCAGAGUAAAGAGAGAGAUCAUGGAGCCCGACCUUAAAGAUGCGGAGGAUGUCAAAGAAACAGCGGAUCAUGCAAGAGACAAUACAGCUGUCUCUUUUAGUACAGGGAGCACAUCUUUGAAGCCUCCAAAUCCAAAUUUGGGCUCAGAUCAACAAGAAGCUUGUGUCAAAAUGGAACAAGACAGCUCAAAUAAGCCCCCUGAUCAGCCAGCUGAUAUGAAUUUAUAAGAAAUUCUGACUUAUUUUUACUAACCGACGUGCCGUGGUGUAGGAUUUUUGAGAUUUAUCACUUCCCUUCUUUUUUAUCUUGUAAAUCGUUGGGGCUUAGUUUUAGUGCAUUAGUCAAUGUAGAAUUUUUGUAGUGAAUGAACAUUAAUUGUUGAGGGAAACUUCUAAAGCAAUUGUAACUAAAUCCUUGAGCGGCACUCUUAAGACACAGAUCACGUAGAAGUCAGCAGAACUUAUAUACGGAGUACUAUGAUGAUGAGGCUUUGCUUUU
This is a messenger RNA of Spinacia oleracea (spinach), 2022 nucleotides long. RefSeq names its product histone deacetylase 19. Bases 237 to 1751 code for a protein of 504 amino acids. Gene Ontology annotation, cellular component: nucleus. The record is from RefSeq and is a predicted model, not a curated record. Gene Ontology annotation, molecular function: histone deacetylase activity. Gene Ontology annotation, biological process: epigenetic regulation of gene expression. NCBI's taxonomy places the organism in Eukaryota, Viridiplantae, Streptophyta, Magnoliopsida, Caryophyllales, Amaranthaceae. The transcript is spliced from 8 exons.